AUGGCUCUCGCUGUUACUUCUUCGUCUUCAGCAGCGGCAAAUUCGACUUCCUUGUUCUCGCGAAUCGGAUCUUCAUCAGAUACCAAAGUUUUGCAAAUUGGUUCGUUAAGGAUUUCAGAGAGAGCUCAUGUUUCGUCUGGUGUUUUUAAUUUACCUUCAAGACGUUCCUCGGUGAGACCUGUUAAUGCUGAAUCUCAAAGAAACGGUUCCGUUGUUCCUCUUGCAGCAACUAUCGUUGCUCCUGAGAUUCUUGAGAAGGAAGAGGAGGAUUUUGAACAAUUAGCGAAGAACCUUGAAAAUGCUUCCCCUCUUGAAAUAAUGGACAAGGCUCUUGAGAAAUUCGGAAACGAUAUUGCUAUUGCUUUCAGUGGUGCCGAAGAUGUUGCUUUAAUCGAGUAUGCACAUUUGACGGGUAGGCCAUACCGGGUGUUCAGUCUUGACACUGGGAGACUGAAUCCAGAAACAUACAGACUCUUUGAUGCUGUUGAGAAGCGCUAUGGAAUUCACAUUGAAUACAUGUUCCCUGAUGCUGUUGAGGUUCAGGGAUUAGUGCGAACAAAGGGGCUCUUUUCAUUUUAUGAGGAUGGGCAUCAAGAGUGCUGCAGAAUCAGGAAGGUGAGACCUUUAAGAAGAGCUCUUAAGGGUCUCAGAGCAUGGAUUACUGGACAGAGAAAAGACCAGUCACCUGGUACUAGGUCUGAAAUACCUGUUGUUCAGGUUGAUCCAGUUUUUGAGGGAUUGGAUGGUGGCAGUGGCAGCCUGGUAAAGUGGAACCCGGUUGCUAAUGUGAAUGGCAUUGACAUAUGGACCUUCCUAAGAACAAUGGAUGUGCCUGUUAAUUCAUUGCAUUCUCAAGGAUAUGUUUCCAUUGGUUGUGAGCCAUGCACAAGACCAGUUUUGCCUGGACAGCAUGAAAGAGAGGGAAGAUGGUGGUGGGAGGAUGCCAAAGCAAAGGAGUGUGGUCUUCACAAAGGUAAUUUGAAACAGGAUGAUGCUGCCCAGAAUAAUGGUAAUGGAAAUGGUGUGGCCCAUGAAAAUGGCUCUGCCACAGUUGCCGACAUUUUCAACUCUGAGAAUGUGGUAAGCUUGAGCAGGGCUGGAAUUGAGAAUCUGGCCAAAUUGCAGGACAGAAAAGAACCCUGGAUCGUUGUGCUCUAUGCACCAUGGUGCCGGUUCUGUCAGGCUAUGGAAGAAUCAUAUGUGGAUUUAGCGGAGAAUUUAGCAGGGUCAGGAGUGAAGGUUGGAAAAUUUAGAGCAGAUGGCGAUGAAAAAGAAUAUGCAAAGAGUGAACUAGGGUUGGGAAGCUUCCCCACAAUCCUCUUCUUCCCCAAACACUCAUCUCGGCCAAUUAAGUAUCCUUCAGAAAAGAGAGACGUUGAAUCUUUAACAGCAUUUGUGAAUGCCUUAAGGUGA
Messenger RNA from Lathyrus sativus (Indian pea), 1413 nucleotides. Lineage: Eukaryota; Viridiplantae; Streptophyta; Magnoliopsida; Fabales; Fabaceae. The record is from the annotation of a GenBank genome assembly.